Cyanistes caeruleus (blue tit) is the source of this 737-nucleotide messenger RNA. The record is from RefSeq and is a predicted model, not a curated record. Lineage: Eukaryota; Metazoa; Chordata; Aves; Passeriformes; Paridae.
UAGCUUGUUCAUUUCUCUUGCUUUUCCAUCAUUAUUUUGUGUGUUUCAGGGAAUUGCUGUAUUGCAACCAGUGCUCUGAAGUUAUCACAACACCAGUUUUGAAAAUGCAGCUGGAAGUCUUCUUGAGUUGUCCCUCCCGAUCUCAAAGCACAGUGAAAGUAAAGCUGUUGCAAAAGACAAUCUCUUCUCUCCUGAUGUCCUCAGCCAGCGAGGAUGGGACUUACGAGGUGCAGAGCGUGCUGGGAAAGGAGGUGGGGUUCCUGAACUGCUACGUCCACUCCGUAUCCAGUCACCCCAACUGUGUUGCACUGGAGGAAAUCGUUCUUCUGGAAGCUGCAGCAAGACAAAGUUGAACUCUAGACAGCUAUUAUAGUAUCUGUGGACUUUGUCAUGUGAUUAUCUGUUAACUAGUGCCACAGAUAAUGUAUAAUGCAAGUGUGAUAAGCAUUAAGAUAGUUUAUUAAAACUGUGAUUUAUAAAGCACAUUGUGCUAACACUGAAGAAAAUAUCCAUAUAUUGUUCAACUUUCUGAACUUUUCAUUUUCUGAUCAGUGCAGAAUCUAAGAAUACAGUUCUUUGUUGUGUUUGCUGUUAUGUAAUGUAAAACAUCUUUUUCUGGAAGUUUUGAAUGGUUGUGAUUUUUUAAAUAAUGUUGUAUUUAUUAUGUGUCAAUGGAAAAUAUUUUAUUGAUAUUUUUGAAAUAAAUGCCUUGCUAUGGGCAGUGAAUGUUGGUUUAA